AUGGUUUCUUUUACAGAAACAUUAUUAGCAGAUAAUAUUAAUACUACAUAUAUCUUUCUUUCUUUAUUAUAUUCAAAUGUUACUAGUGAUUCCAAAUCAGAGAAAAAUUCUAAUAACUUAUCAACAAUUUGUGCAAGAUAG
Cetraspora pellucida is the source of this 141-nucleotide messenger RNA. The record is from the annotation of a GenBank genome assembly. Lineage: Eukaryota; Fungi; Glomeromycota; Glomeromycetes; Diversisporales; Gigasporaceae.